Molecule: messenger RNA, 3208 nt
Organism: Mycetomoellerius zeteki
Lineage: Eukaryota; Metazoa; Arthropoda; Insecta; Hymenoptera; Formicidae
Gene: Ripk5
Product: receptor interacting protein kinase 5
Exons: 5
Coding region: 189-3038 (949 amino acids)
Biological process (GO): negative regulation of apoptotic process; cellular response to fibroblast growth factor stimulus; positive regulation of ERK1 and ERK2 cascade
Cellular component (GO): cytoplasm
Molecular function (GO): ATP binding; protein kinase activity
Source: RefSeq, a predicted model, not a curated record
AUUGCGACACGCGGUAAGCGGCGGUCUCGCGUAAGCGCUGUGAAUGAACUGUCGUCCGGAUUGCCUGUGCUCGGAUAACCUGGCGGACCUGGCGAUCUUCCUCUCGCGCUCGUAUGGCUGUGACCGCGAGAGAUUCUACGCUGGGUCUGACCAUUUUGUGGAAUGUAUACUGAAAUUACUUGGGAAAAAUGGUAAGCAAUUUACCACAAGAAUUCAAGAGAUAUCAGAGGAACAGGAAUCAGCUACGACAUAUACUUGAGGAAACACAACGUACGUUAGAAGUAAUAAAAUUUGAAAACUUUUUCCCUGGAGAGAAUAUUAUCGAGGAAUUGCUGCCACCGUUGACCUUGGACAGAGUGACACACAUCCUUGAUAAUUCCCCUGCAAUAGUUAUUUUUGGGCAAGACAAUAAAGCCAAAGCUUCACUGGUCAAUAAUUUGCUUUCUGCUGAUAUUUUACCACUAUCUAACGAUUCAUGGAGAUGGGUCAAGAUUACUUAUGGUCGUACAAAUCAUGUCAGUCUCACAUUAGGUUUAGAGUACGAAGUAGUCGAGACGUUAAAGGCAAACGAAAAGUCAUGGAGCACACUUCCUCUCGAAGAUCUGGAAAAGUCGAUGAACGAAGAUAUCAAUUGUCCUACAGUGCUCGAAGUGAAGUUAGAUCAAGCAAUCCUGAAAGAAGGUGUUCAAAUAUUUGUUGUCCCCAACAACGGUGUAGUAAAAAUUCUUGCUAAAGGUCUAUUGAAAAUUUUACCUAUUUUUCUUUAUGCUCUUGGAGAACAACCGUUGACUGAGGAAAAUUUGGAAGAAUUGAGAGAUUUGAAAGAGACUUAUCCUUAUAAUCCAAUUUUAUUCAUAUCGUCAUUAGCUAACGUUUUGCUGGAUGGCACAGAUGCAGAAUUGACUGAAUCUGAGCAGCAUAGCCUGCAAAGUCGGAUAGAAGUGUCGAGCAUGUCUAAGGAGUCGAAAAGUGAUGAUAGUAUUAAUAUUGACAAAAUGAAUUCACUCGGUCUAACGUGGCUAGAUCAGUUAAGCAGUUUAGGAUUCCUAGGAAUGGAAGAGUCUGUGGAAGUUCAUCAAUUAACGUGGCUUGUCGGCGAGCAAUACGUUAAUAAUUCAAGCGAUCUAGUGGAUUCAUGCAAAAAAACGGACCGCGUUUUGCAUUUUACGCGUGCCUGCUUGCAAAGCUAUUUGAUUAAUGCAAGUACUUAUUUGAAUGAAAUACACACGACCAGUCUACGUAAAUUUAUUUUAAGUGCAUUUGACAUGGCACGAAAAAUACAGAUCACUCCUAGAAGAAUACAAUACGCUCAACAAAAAGAAAACGAACUUUAUGAUAAUCUAAUGAAGGUUGUUAAUGAGCAGCAAAUGCAAUUGACUGAAUUAAUACAAUAUAUUAUUCAGGAGAUGAAAGACGAUAUAUUAGGAUCCACCGAUGAUAUUUUCCAGUAUCAGACUGCUCCAUCCAAUAAUAGUGAACGAGCAGAGUGGACGGUUACUGUUCGCGUCGCGACAUCGGAAGUUCAACGAUUCGUGUUAGGUCGCUUGGGCGAAAAAGUCGCAAAGGAGCUCGUAAAUUCGGUCAACUGUCUUCGGGAAACUUUUAUUGGGACUCUUCAACGUUGUUUAUUAAGUCUCGAAAAGACUUACGAACACGAUAGCAGCCUGCUAGCUAGCGAUGCCUUAAAGCAAAUACUCUCCGCGGCAUACAAUGUGGAAUUGCAUAAUUCGUCACCAUCUUUAGUGCAUUCAUUCUUGGAAAGAUUGAGACAGCUCUUCAGAUCUUUACCGCUGCCAUGGACCCCCACUCCGACUUUGAACGCGGCUUGGAGGAAGCAAAUUACUGUCGAUAUCUUGAAUUCUUUAUCAGCAGCAAGAUUGGCAAAGACAAUUUCCACGCAAUUCAAAGACAAACUAAAAUCAUCGCAUGACGCUUUCCAGACUGCUUUGAAAUCUUUAGAGAACUAUUAUUCAGGGAAGCUAGAAAGAACCGAGGAGCAAAGGAUAGCUAUACGAAAAUAUCACGCACCUAAGUUAGCUAAACUCGCAUUGGAGUCUACGUCGAUGAUGGAUGCGAUUCGCUUUGGCAUUCCUUAUUACGGCAAAGAGAUUGGCAGAGGACAGUAUGGUGUAGUAUUUGCUUGCGAUGGUUGGGGCGGAGCACCGGGUCCAUGCGCGGUAAAAUCCGUUAUUCCACCGGACGAGAGACAUUGGAACGAUCUCGCGAUGGAAGUUUAUUAUACCAGGUCAAUACCAGACCACAAAAGGAUAGUGAAACUUCGCGGAUCUGUUGUAGAUCAAUCGUACGGCGGAGGAUUCGGAUUGGGCACCGCAGUUCUCUUAAUCACUGAUCGGUUAAGUCGUGAUUUAUACUGUGGUAUACACGCUGGUCUUUCAUGGUUUGAACGUAUACAAAUAGCAAUAGAUGUGUUAGAAGGAAUACGCUAUCUUCACUCGCAAGGUCUGGUACAUCGUGAUAUCAAACUAAAGAAUGUCUUACUUGAUAUAGAAAACAGAGCUAAAUUAACCGAUCUCGGAUUUUGUAUUACCGAAGCUAUGAUGUCGGGCAGUAUCGUAGGAACGCCGAUCCACAUGGCACCGGAACUCCUGUCUGGUCAUUACGAUAGUAGUGUCGAUGUCUAUGCCUUUGGCAUCUUGUUUUGGUACAUAUGUGCUGGGAAGGUUCGAUUACCAUACGCAUUUGAACAAUUUCAUAAUAAGGAGCAAUUAUGGACAAACGUACGGAAAGGACUUAGGCCUGAAAGAUUGUCACAUUUUGACGAGGAAUGCUGGACGUUAAUGGAACAAUGUUGGUCUGCAGAACCGUCCAAACGACCAUUGCUCGGUGCUAUUCAACCUGUGUUAGAAUCUAUUCAGGAAAAAGCAGAAAGAGGCAAGUCCUUGCAACUAGACGCACUGAAACUACAAGAGAGUUCAUCAUCCAAACCAAUAAAUCCUGCAUUAGCAUUAGCAGAGCCUAAUAAUCAAAGAGAUUAUACAUUCUUCGCAACCAAGCCUGCAAAUUUGGGCGGAUAUUGAUAAUACAAUUGUUUCAAGAAAAUGUAACAAUGAAUUGUACAUAUUUCUUUUAUUACUGGAUAAGCAUGAAGAUAUGAAGAUUAUGUGCAGAAUGAUUUAUUAAUCAAAAAGCGAUAAAUGUAUAAAGUCUGUAUAUAUUUUUCUAAAGAAAGGAAGAAUAGCAAUCUCUU